CCGGCUGCAGCGGUCUGGUCUGGUCUGAUCUGAUCUCAGUCAGAGAUGGAGGAACUCAGUGAAACUCAGCAGGACCGACAGCAGCUCCUCUCAGUGAGUUUACAGACUGAGAAGAGGAAGUGGCAGACAGAGAUCGAGAACAAGAAGCGUCAGCUGGAGGACGACAAGAGAGCUCUGCAGCACCUGAAGUCGAAGGCCCUGAGGGAGCGCUGGCUGCUGGAAGGAGCGCCAUCUACUGGACCAGAACAUGAUGACGCGAGGAGACAACUGGAGCAGGACGAGGCCAAGACCAGGACCCUGGAGGAGACCAUCAACAGGUUGGAGGAGGAGCUGGUCAGUUUGGAAACAAUAACACACACUAUUCAGGUGUCAUCAGGAUCAGUGAAAGCUGUAGAGGUCAAAGGUCACAGCAGCCUUCAGCAGGACAGAGCUGCAGCCUCACAGCAGAUAGUUCAAGAGGUCAAAGUUCACAAAAGCCCUCGAAUGAACAAACCGAGAGAGGCGACGGAGGAGAUGAAGAGAGCCAUGUACUCGGUGGAGAUUAAAGUAGAGCGGGACAAAGUGACGGGGGAAACCAGGGUUCUGUCCACUAACACCAGACUUCCUGUUGACCUCUCUCACCACGGGGUCAAAGUUUACGAGGACGAGAGAAAAGUGGUCCACGAGAUGAACGGCGAAGACGGCGUCCAGCUGCUCAGCUUCUCGGAGGUCGAAGAACUCAUUCACAAAGCCGACGAGGCCUCGAUGAUGUCAGAGACUAUCGCCACGGUGACCUCUCUCCCGACGGCGGAGGUCCAGGAGGAGGGUCCCGAGCCGCCGCUGGAGGAGAUCACCGGGCUGGAGGAGAUCACCGGGCUGGAGGCCAAAUUGAGCGGCGAGCCGAGCGUGGCCGAAGCGAGCGCCGAGAACCCCGUCACCAUGGUGUUCAUGGGGUACCAGAACGUGGAGGACGAGGACGAGACCAAGAAAGUUCUGGGUCUGCAGGGGACGGUGAAGGCCGAGCUGGUGCUCAUCGAUGACGCCAACGGGAAGAUAUCACCGGGCGGAGGGCAGGAGGAGGCCGCCGGCGCUCAGACACCGGCUCCACAACCACCCGUCUCCACCGCCCCACCACCCUCCACCAAACCCCCGGAGACGGCGACGAUGGAGACGGCAACGACGAGGGGGACGAGCAACGGCAACAGGGCCGGGGAGGCGGAGGAGGUGAAGGGAGGAGCGGUGGAGAUAAGAAAGGAGAAACCGCCAUGUAAGUGCUGCAGCAUCAUGUGAUCCUGCAGCAUCAUGUGACCCUGCAGCAUCAUGUGACCCUGCAGCAUCAUGUGACCCUGCAGCAUCAUGUGAUCCUGCAGGAGGCGCUGCUUCCAAAUAUAAUCAUCUAAACAUAAAAAGACUUCCAGGACAAAACCUACAGGAACUAAACUCCACCCACCGCCGUCAGCCUCUAACAACAUGACAUCAUUUCCUGUUUCUUCAUCCUCUGUUUUAUAAAACCUUUCUUUACUUUUUUCUAUUUCCUUGAAGCCUUUUUACUUUUGUACUGCUCAAUCUGAUUAGCUUAGCAUUAGCAUUAGCAUUAGCAUUAGCAUUAGCAUUAGCCAUGCAGUCCUGAGACCUGUAACAUGAACCUGCUCUCUCUCUUUAGAAGCUCCACCAGAUGAAACAGUGGAUUUUAGAGUUGUCUUAGUUUCAUUUUCUAGCUUCUCUGCAGAGUUUCAUCUUUCUGUUAGUCGGAGUUUUAUAACCGAGAAAAUAAAAGUGAGUCGAUCGGAGCUCAACGAGUA
Messenger RNA from Sebastes umbrosus (honeycomb rockfish), 1781 nucleotides. RefSeq names its product paralemmin 1a (gene palm1a). The record is from RefSeq and is a predicted model, not a curated record. Gene Ontology annotation, cellular component: membrane. The transcript has 10 exons. The coding region runs from base 46 to 1269 and encodes 407 amino acids. Gene Ontology annotation, biological process: regulation of cell shape. NCBI's taxonomy places the organism in Eukaryota, Metazoa, Chordata, Actinopteri, Perciformes, Sebastidae.